Anopheles merus is the source of this 3803-nucleotide messenger RNA. RefSeq names its product RNA-binding protein 45. The record is from RefSeq and is a predicted model, not a curated record. The transcript has 6 exons. Gene Ontology annotation, molecular function: RNA binding. NCBI's taxonomy places the organism in Eukaryota, Metazoa, Arthropoda, Insecta, Diptera, Culicidae. The coding region runs from base 499 to 2193 and encodes 564 amino acids.
AGCAAGCCGUGGCUGUCACUGUCCGAUUGUCUAUGAUCAAAGAGCAGAAGUUUUGAUGUCUGGCAUCGCGUACGAUUGUUCCUUUAUACGUUGCGUGUGUUUCCUUUUCCGUGUGAUGUAAACGGUGCUUUUGAUUUCCCUCCCGAUUAUCCCCGUGUUUGUGUGUGUGUUGUCGUUGUGAUCAUUUUCCCAAGAAGGCACAGAAAGAGAGUAGAAAAAAACAGCCACCCCAAGCAACGCACCACAAGACAGCUUGCUCACCUCCUGCUCCCUUCCUCACGCACGGCCUACCCUCGGUCAUUUGGUCGAGGAGUCACCGUGUGUGUGCGUGUGUUGCAGUAGGCGCUGGUGCGAGGAAACGACUAGAAAAGAGCCUUCCUUGUGCAGUGCAGCAAGACGACGACGAUUCAGCAACGACACACCGACACACGCUAAAAAGGCUACAGAAACCCCUCCCCCCAGUGUGUGAGGUGCUAAAGGUUUCUAAAGGGCGGACCGAUGGCUGAGCGACGGUCGGGCGGCACGAGCCGCAACAAUUUUACCGAGGAGAAAAGCUCCGCCGACACGCCGCCAAUGUCGCGGUUGUUUAUCAUCUGCAGCAAGAGCGUCACCGAGGAAAAUCUGCGCGAACACUUCGACAAGUUUGGCGACAUCGAGGAAAUAUGGAUCGUCAAGGACCGGGCGACGGGCGAAGGCAAAGGUGUCGCCUACAUCAAGUACGCGAAAACGUCCGACGCGGCCAGAGCGCUCGAGGAGAUGAACGGCAAGUGCGUCGGGGACAAUACGCGCCCGAUCAAGGUGCUGGUGGCGGCCAACCGGCAGCAGGGCUCGCGCAAGCAGACGGAGAACGAGGAGGAGAAGUAUCUGCGGCUGUUCGUCAUCAUCCCGAAGGACAUGACGGAGGAGGCGCUCCGGGAGGAGUUCGGCAAGUACGGCACGGUCGAUCUGGUCACCAUCAUCCGCGACAAGGUGACGAAGGAGGGCAAGGGCUUUGCGUACGUCAAGUUUGGCCGGUUCCUGCACGCGGCCCAAGCGUUCGAGGGCUGCGAUCCGAAGUAUAAGGCCGUGUUUGCCGAGCCGAAGCCGCCCCGCAACGCGUCCGUCUCGUCGAACGAGAACUUUGGCGGCUUUGUCGGGGGUGGCGGCGGUGGUGGCGGAGGAGGUGGUGGUGGCGGUGGAGGUGGUGGUGGAGGUGGUGGAACCGGUGGUGGUGGCGGUAGUGGAGGAGGCGCCGGAGCCGGUGUUUUUGGGGGUGCGGUAAACAGUGCGAACGGGUUCGCCGACGACCGGCGGGUGGGACCGGGCGGUGGUGGUGUCGGCAGUGUGAGUGGGGCCGGCGCGAUGAUGGGCUUUGCUGCGAUGGGCGGCAACGAUAGGCGGUCGGGGGCGGGCGGUGCCGUGGACCGGCGCGGAGGUGGCAACGAUUUUGGCGCCUUCAGCGGGUACGGUGGGGCGGGCGGCAACAGUGCGAUGGUGCCGAACGGGAACGAAACGAUGCUGACCGUGCUGUGCAGCCCGGUACUGAACCAGGACCAGCUGUGGCGCCUGUUCGACAUCAUUCCCGGGUUGGACUACUGCCAGAUCAAUAAUGAUUUCAACAAUCGCAACGUGACGGCAACGGUCGUGUACAACAACAGCCAGUCGGCCAUGUACGCGCGGGACAAGAUCCACGGGCUGGAGUAUCCGCCCGGCGAGCGGUUGAUCAUCCGGCUCGGGCACGAAACGGUCGGCACGAUGGGCGUCGGAGGCGUCGUAGGGGGCGUCGGUGGUGUUGGAGUGGGUGUCGGAGGCGUGGGCGUCGGAGUCGGCGGUGGCGGUGCGGUCGAACCAUUCAACGGAAACGAUCGUGAGGCGGCGUUUUGCAGUGUGCCGCUGCCGCCGCCCCAACCGCUGGCCAACGCGAACGCCGAGGUUGCCCAGCGCUGCUUCAUCGUGUGCAUUCCGAAGGCACUGCCGACGAGCGUGCUGAAGCAGACGUUCUGCCGGUUCGGCGACCUGAUCGACGUUUACCUGUUGCCGAACAAGAACUGCGGGUACGCCAAGUACGCCUCCGAGGAGUCGGCCAAGAAAGCGAUCAAGCAGCUGCACGGUGCGGACAUUCUGAAUGUACGGCUCAAGGUGCUGGAAGCGGAGGAACCGAGCAACGAUCGAAGGAAAAGAAUGCGCCACGAUGAGCGCAUGGAGAAUGAGUAAUUUGCACGCUUGCCAGUGAAAGAAAGCGUCGCGUCUGUGCACAGAACGCAUACACACUACUUUUAACGAACAGCAAAGAGACGCACUGAAACAAACCCCCCUCCCUGGUACAGAGAAUGUGAACACAGAAGCGAAACAAACUGAAACGAUACGAUGGUACUGGUACUGUAGCAUAACCUAGCUUAUACUCUAUAUACCUUGAACGAUACACCUACGGGAUGUGGGGGGGAGGUAUGGGGAGACCUCCUCCAGCAGUCGUACACUACCGUACCUACGACUACUAGAACUCUGGACGCCUACACCCGAAAGAGAACGGUUUUGGACAAAGAGAGAGAGAGAGAGGAAGAACGAAAAGAACGUUAGAACGCGCGCAGGAAUACGAUACGAAACCUUCUGGCACCAGGCUGGAGAAAACACCUCUUCUCCUGCAUCCUACACAGAAAAAGAACAAAAGAAACAAACAUCCACCAGACACACGAGAAAAUGUGCGUGAUGUGUGUACACUAUUACAAACAGCAAACAAAAAAAAAAGAAAGGGAAAACUGACGAUGUGCAGCGCUUUUCCGAUUUUGUGCUAUUGCUACUUGCUAAUACACAAUACACCACCGUCCAUCCUCUGUUCCUUUCCCACUUUCUCACUCUCCUUCUCUCUCUAAGGUCUGCGUGGACGUGCAGGGGACUGUCAAGGACAUAGAGGAUCUUUCCACUUGAUAAGGUCUCUCUCUCUCCUUCCUCCCCUUUUCGUCUCGGACACUUCCGAACCUAUGGACGCUUGUGGACAUCACUAGACGGUUUGUGUGUGGGUGUAUAUGUGUGUUUGGCGACUGAAAAAAUCGAACGGAGCAAACAGAAAACGGAAAACGUAACAAUCACAAUCGUCGUGUACCAAACUUCCCUAAUGCCAUCAAUUAUACCAUCAUCAUCACACUUUCCCCUCAUUUCCUGUCAUGCCCUGGACGCCUUCGUACGGACGGACCACAACGCCAACUUGGUCAGGGUGUGGUGAACCAACCAGCGCGCCAUCACCACGCUCGGAAGACUACUGUGACGACAGCACGUUUCGACACUGGACAGUUGUUUGGAACAUUGUAACACGCGAUACAGAGAGAAACAGAAAAAGCGAGAGAAAGAGAAGCUAUACCACUGGAAACACUGAACAGUACGCAAAGAGGACACAGAACAGCGACCACUUUUGGGACGAAGAAACACGCCGGCGGAUCGAAACGAUUAGAACACGGACUCACGAAAUUGAAAGGCGCACACUGUCAAUGUGUGCUUCUGUGAAAAUACCCACAAAACGCAACAAGCAGGAACCACAAACGAACAAGGACGAACAAGGACGAUCCUUUUACCACUGCCACCUAGUGGGUGGUGGUGUUACCAUGUUGCGUGUAUGCGAUCGAGAAGAACGAAAGGCGGACACAGGAAGACAAUGAUCGGAAGUGAACGUGUUUGGGAAGGCAAACGAUACAAGAAAACGAAGUGUACUGAAGACUGAGACGUGUACUGGUGAGCACGCGUUCGUGUGUGAAUGUAGGGUUUUGCGUUGAAUUGAAGAGCGACGACAGAAAGAGGAUGAGAUACCGGUUUCGAAGGACGUUCUUUCUUUA